This is a messenger RNA of Aspergillus brunneoviolaceus CBS 621.78, 651 nucleotides long. Its product is annotated as serine protease. The transcript has 2 exons. Lineage: Eukaryota; Fungi; Ascomycota; Eurotiomycetes; Eurotiales; Aspergillaceae. Gene Ontology annotation, molecular function: serine-type endopeptidase activity. The record is from RefSeq and is a predicted model, not a curated record. Bases 1 to 651 code for a protein of 216 amino acids. Gene Ontology annotation, biological process: proteolysis.
AUGAGAGCUACUGUCCUUCUGUCCCUUGUUCCUUUUAUCCAGGGCGUGCUGUGCGCUACAGACGUCUCAGGUGGCUCACCUGCGACGAUCAACGACCUUCCCUACCUCGUCAGCAUCCUGCGAUCCGGCUCUCCCACCUGCGGUGGUGUGCUCAUCGCCAGCAAUCGUGUUCUCACGUCUGCCCAGUGCGUCUAUGGGGCCGAGGCAUCUCCCUCGAGCUUUUCAGUGAGGACGGGCUCCAGCCAGACAUUGUCGGGAGGAUCUGCAUUCACGGUAUCGAGGAUUGCUCGACACUCUCAGUUCAACCCCACCACCUACGAUUACGACGUCGCCGAGCCCGCGGUUGAGACGGAAUGCGUUGCUUCGGGGUGGGGGGGCUUGGAGAGACAAUUGCAAUCGGUCACCCUCCCGAUCGUGGACCGAGACAUCUGCGAUCAGGCAUAUGGCGGCCGGAUCACCGACCGUAUGAUCUGUGCUGGCGGCGAGGCUGGGAAAGGAACCUGUCCCGGAGAUCGUGGGGGGCCGCUUACUUGCGGUGGUCAACUCGCUGGCAUCAUCUCCCAGACCAAUGGAUGCGACCUGCUCGGUCUUCCCGAUGUUUUUACCGAUGUGGCAAACGCCGGGAUUCAAGCUUGGAUAAAGAGUCAGUGA